Molecule: messenger RNA, 966 nt
Organism: Etheostoma cragini (Arkansas darter)
Lineage: Eukaryota; Metazoa; Chordata; Actinopteri; Perciformes; Percidae
Gene: glmp
Product: glycosylated lysosomal membrane protein
Exons: 5
Cellular component (GO): lysosome
Source: RefSeq, a predicted model, not a curated record
UUGUCGGUAGAGUUGAACCCUGGCUGGCCCACGCCCUCCUCGCCGCCACCUGAUGGCGAGCUGCUGCAUGUGAGAGCCGUGGGAGACAACGACACGCUGCACUUCCUGUUCUGCAGCCAGGGGGCGCCGACGCUGCUGCUGGUCCACACCAACACUUCCUCUUCUUCUCUCAAGGUGGACUGGGCGGAGUUUGUGUCCCGUAACGUCAGCGGCAGCCUGAAGGUGGAGCCGGAGAGCAGCGUCCUGUACAGCAGCGCCGUCGUCUUCAGCCGGCUUUUGGAGUACGAUGACGUCAACAACACGGCCGAGCCGACCUCUGACCUCUUCCCCCCCUACGACCUGCGGGGCUUCCUCUGGUCCCGUCUCGUCCUAUCAGGGCCCAGCGCUCUGCUCUGUGGCGUUGCCCCUGGAAACGAGGCCUUCGCCAACGGCUCGCUGUGUCUGCAGCUGUCGGUGUUUGAGGCGGGGGGGCGGGCGGAGUCGUGGCCCCGCCUCCUACACACGUCCAACUCCUCCCAGGUGGAGGUGUGGCUGGACGGCGUGUUGCCGCGGGCGACGCGGUCCCGCUUCCUGCUGGAGCUGCAGGUGGUGGGCGGGGCUUAUUCUCCCGGCAGGGUGGAGGUCCGGCGCUCCAUCGACGACGAGUUCACCCCCUCCAUAUUCAAGGUGUCCCAGUGGCUGUUCUCUGAGAACGGCAGCUCUGAGGUUGGGGGGUUCCUGCAGUGGAAGCCCGUGGCGUCCCGUGGGCGGGACUCGUCCGUGGAGAACGCCACGCCGUGUCGUCACUCGCCGCCGCGACCGCAGAGUGGCAUCACCAUGGCGACGGCGUCCGGGCUCAUCCGAGGUUUCUUCGCCGACCCUCAGGCGGUCGGACUCAACAUGAGCUUCGGCCUCGCAGGAGACCCGUUCUACAACAGCACCCGGUUCCUCCGCUGGUCCGAUUCACUCAUUCAUAUUUCAUAUAUA